AUGGACCUAACGCCUGAAGACUACAGUGAGGCGAUGGCGAUUGAACUAAUGGAUGUAGAAGAAGAACGUUUCCUUGCAUUAGAAAGUAUCAAAGCCCAGAAAAAGCAAGUAGCCAAAUCUUAUAACAAGAAAGUCAAACGCAAGGUUUUCUUGGAAGGGGAUUUGGUAUGGAAGAUGAAGUUGCCAGAGCACGGUUAUAAGGAUCAAAUCUUUGGUAAGUGGUCAUCUAAGUGGGAAGGGCCAUUUAGGGUGGACAGAUUUAUGUCAGGGAACGCCUAUCUCCUACAGGAGCUAGACGGUGAAAUGUUUCCAAGGGCAUUGAAUGGCAAGUUCCUACGGCAGUACACCCCAAGUAUUUGGGAAAGCCAUCAAAAUCUACGGUUAAAACAUCCUGACCUAGAGGCUUUUGACAAAUAA
Molecule: messenger RNA, 417 nt
Organism: Beta vulgaris subsp. vulgaris (sugar beet)
Lineage: Eukaryota; Viridiplantae; Streptophyta; Magnoliopsida; Caryophyllales; Amaranthaceae
Exons: 1
Coding region: 1-417 (138 amino acids)
Source: RefSeq, a predicted model, not a curated record